UGAAAUAUUAUAUUAAUCAUUAAUAAUAUGAAUGAUACUACUGUGAAUGCAUUUCAGUCAGAUUGGUUACACUACUGUUGUCAUUGCUUCUCAACUUCACCGCCACGCCCCGUUCAAAUGCGUUUUUCCUCAACAUCCUCCUCAAAAGUCACUUUCUGAGUGCCAAGAAACCACCUAUUAGCAUUUGUUUUCUCACUAAGGACCCUAAAAUUAUCAGCAAUGGAUUGAAUAAUGCGAUUGCCGCUGCUUUCAGGCACCACUGACUUGUUGCGCACUUGUUAUUUCCCUAUAGGCUGCAACUCUCAGUGACUGCGUCUCUUUGAAAUGUUUUCUUUUUGUGUUAUAUCCUCUGCCUUCUUUUUAAUCAAAGGAGAAACGAUUUCGAGACGUUCGCUUUCUUACAGUUUGGCUUAAAAGGUCUGGGAUGUCAAAGUCGCGGUAUGAAAAUAUACUUUAAGCUGUGGCAGGAGAGAGAGAGAGACUUUGAUGCAGAAAUAAUUGAAGGAUCUGAACAUGAUCUCAGCGCAGCACCUGAGAAGCUGCCGGCCACCUGUGCUAUGUGUUCAGAUACUUUACAGUGUUCUCAUACUGUGGACCACAGAAAUGGAUGGACUCUCCGAUUUCUCAAAUUAUCUGUUUAGGAUCAUCAACAGUCAAUCAGCUAAAGCCUGUGAUGGAGAUCUCCUGCUUCUCAGGUGUCCACGACACUCCACCAUAACUAUUCAGUCUGCAUUUUAUGGACAGAGUGCAGCCCUUCCCGAGAUAGUGCCAGGAAUGAGAUGCCAAUGGCGUAAUCACAGCUGUUCUGCUACCACAGCACUGCAGAAAGUGCUCUCUGAAUGCCAGGGUCAUAGAAAUUGCCAGUUUCUGGUCAAUCAUCAAGUCUUUGGCAUAGAUCCUUGUCCUGGAACCCCUAAAUACCUCCAUGUAUCAUACAGGUGUAAACCUACAGAGCACAAGAAGAGAGUAACAUGUGAGGGAGAUCAACUUUUGCUGCACUGCAAAUAUCCAAAAGUGCUGAAUAUCUACUCUGCUGUUUAUGGCAGACAGUUGGAGGGGGAAGACUUGUGCCCAUCAGAGGAACAACAUCCACCAUUUGAAUGUCUUUUUCACGGAGCUGUUGAUGUGGUAUCCAACAUCUGCUAUGGAAAACAGAGGUGUUUGUUUACCAUAGAUGAGGAACAUUUAAAAAACCCCUGCCCUCCUGGAACAAAAAAGUAUAUCACUGUCCUCUAUGCAUGCGUUCCAGAAAGUUUACUCAAGGAGGCUGAUCCCAGCAGUUUCCAAACUACCUCAGUUCCUAACCAGAGCACAAAAGAAGGGGAACGCCCAGUUAUCAGAAGUUCAAAGUUUCCAGAGAACAGGAUUAUUGUCAGCAAUUCUUUAAUGGCAUAUGGCUACAUUACAGAGUAUCCAGAGAUGGCAGGACUGCUUUUCACAUCAAGUGUUUGUGUGGGACUUCUGAUUGUUCUAAUAGCUGUUUCAACACAGCUAACCUGCAGUAGACAUCUAAAUACAACUAGAACAUUCAGGAAGAAGAGUAGAACAACUAAUCUGGAAGAGGAGGAGCCAAUGAACCAGGAUAAUGACGAAGAGGAGGAAGAUGAGGAUGAGAAAAGGUCACUAAUGGACAGCUCUAACCUGUCAGAGGUUGGCAGGAAGGUGUAUUGCUGGGAAGAUGUGACAUACACCACAGAGACAGCAGAGCUGAUGGAGAGGAUUGAGCGCAGAGAGCUUGUGAUUCAGGAGAUCAGGAUGAACGCAUACCUCAAUGGAAACACAUGCAUCCUGCAUUCAUACAUGCCAACUAUUACGCAGAAUGUGCAGUAGCUGUAGUUUCAACCAAAAGGAGUGAGCAUUUUGAAGUUAAAGGUGAAGUGUAUCAUUUCUGUAUCACAAUGGUCUUCAGACAGGUUUCCAGAGCACUCCCCUCAUCUGCUAUUGGUCUGCCACAUAAAUGGCCCGCCCCUAACUCACACUAUUGGUUAAGCUAAUUUUGCUGUUGUCUGGCAGCUCAAACAAACAUACCGAUAUUUUGAUAACAUCAGAUUCACUGUGCUACACUUUUUGAGUGAAAUCAACCUACAAGUCUCAUAAUAAGCCAUGAAAGAUGACAAAUUACACACAUCACCUUUAAAGAUUGUCAGGUAAAAAAUAAAAAAAAACUGAUCUGGUACAGUGUGGACAUAAUAGCACAGAACAAGCAAUACCUGAUGUGUUUUUUACUGCCAAAGCAAGGCAAACGUUAUUAUUCUGUUCUAAAAUUCUUCUAUUCAGUUAAUAAAGUAGCUGUUGUAUUACAUUUUACACAAAGUAAAGCCAUGUAAAGAGAAAAGUAUUUUAUAAAUUAUUGC
Sinocyclocheilus grahami is the source of this 2354-nucleotide messenger RNA. RefSeq names its product protein eva-1 homolog C-like. The record is from RefSeq and is a predicted model, not a curated record. Lineage: Eukaryota; Metazoa; Chordata; Actinopteri; Cypriniformes; Cyprinidae. The coding region runs from base 514 to 1830 and encodes 438 amino acids. Gene Ontology annotation, molecular function: carbohydrate binding. The transcript has 8 exons.